UCAGCUCAGCUCGCUGCGGAGCCCAAUCCGCAAAACCCAGGCAAAACCCCGCCCGCCAUGGAGCUGCAGCUCGCCCCGCCGCUCGGCACCCUCCGCCCCAUCGCCUCCACCCACCACCGCCCCAAGGCCUCCGCCACCGCCGCGCCCUCCACCUCCUCCUCCUCCUCGUCUCCCGCGGAGCCCCUCAAGCCCCGGCCGCGCCUCCCGCCACGGAGCCCCGUCCCCAGGCGGCCGCGGCCCGGCCCCGCCCUCUGCGCCGCCAUCGAGCGCCACGCGGCCGCGGGCCGCCACGCCGAGGCCCUCGACGCGUUCCGCCUCGCCCGCGCCGCGGGGCCCUUCACGCCGCUCCCGCCCGCCACCUACCGCGCGCUCAUCGCCGCCGCCGCCGCGCUGCGGGAGCCCGCCGCGGCCGCGGCGGUGGCCUGGCACGUGGAGAGCUCCGGCGCCGAGGCGGACGUGUACACGCACAACUGCGUCCUCGGGAUGUACCUGAGCUGCGGGAUGCUUGGGGAGGCGCGCCGGGUGUUUGAGGGAAUGCCCGAGCGGAACGGCGUUACGUGGGGGAUCAUGAUGGGCGGGCUCGUCGACCGGGGCCGCCCCCGCGCUGCGCUCGCGCUGUUCCGGGAGAUGCGGGCGGAGGCCGGCGGCGGGGAGGCUCGGCCGAGGGCGGUCGUGGUGGCCGUCCGCGCGGCUACGGCGUCCGGGUCGCUGCGAGCUGGGCGGCAGCUGCACUCUUGCGUCGUCAAGAUGGGGCUGUGCGAUGAUGGUGAGAGCGGCCGGUACCUCUCGUGCGCGCUGCUCGACAUGUACAGCAAGUGUGGGAGGGUGGACUUGGCUUGGCGGGUUUUCGACGCAAUGAUGCCUUAUCAGAGGACCAUCGUGGCGUGGAACUCAAUGUUGGCGGGGUAUGUGCUCCACGGGCACAGCGAGGAGGCGCUGGAGCUGUACCACGAGAUGUGCAGGAGUGGUGUGGCCAUGGACCAGUUCACAUUCUCCACGAUGCUGGGGGUGUUUGCGAGGUUGGGGUUGCUGGAGCAUGCGAAGCAGGCACAUGCUGGACUGAUACAGACAGGAUUGCCGCUGGACAUUGUGGGGAACACGGCGCUUGUGGACUUGUAUUGCAAGUGGGGGAGGAUGGAGGACGCGAGGAAUGUCUUCGAGAGGAUGCCCAAAAGGAACUUGAUCUCUUGGAAUGCUUUGAUAGCAGGAUACGGCUACCAUGGCAUGGGGGAUAUUGCAAUCGAGAUGUUCGAGAGGCUCAUAGCUGAAGGUAUCGCACCAAACCAUGUGACCUUUCUAGCGGUACUGAAUGCAUGUCGGUUUUCUGGUCUUGUUGACAAAGGGAAGAGGACUUUUCAGUUGAUGGCUCAAAAUCCAAAAACGAAACCACGGGCUAUGCACUAUGCAUGUGUUAUUGAGCUUUUUGGUAGAGAAGGCCUGCUUGAUGAAGCCUAUUCAAUGAUACGGAGAGCACCGUUCACCCCAACUGCUAACAUGUGGGGGGCCUUGCUCACUGCUAGCAGGGUCCAUAAGAACAUGCAUCUUGCAAAAUUAGCUGCCGAGCAGCUAUUGGCAAUGGAACCUGAGAAAAUAAACAAUUAUGCUGUGCUCCUCAACUUGUAUAUUAGCUCUGGUAGACAGGAUGAUGCCUGCAAAGUAAUUGAAACACUGAAGAAGAAGGGUCUAUGUAUCAGUAAUGCUUGCAGCUGGGUCACAGUCAAGAAAAAAGAUCAUAGGUUUUUCUUUGAAGAUAGUUUGCACCCGCAAUGCGCUGAAAUAUACAGGAAGUUAGAUGCAUUAAUGAAGGAGGUAAAGGAAGCUGGUUAUGUUGCUGAGGAGAAUGAGCUGCUCCCUGAUGUUCAUCCAGACGAGCAGAAUAUAUCGAGAGCUUACCACAGUGAAAGACUGGCAAUUGCUUUUGGCCUCAUCAGCACAUCUCCAUGUGCUCCCUUGCGGAUCACUCAAAGCCAUCGUUUGUGCCGUGACUGUCACAAAAUAAUCAAGUUUUUCACAAAAGUUACCAAGAGGGAAAUUGUUGUAAGGGAUGGUAGCAGAUUCCAUCACUUCAAACUCGGUAUCUGCUCUUGUGGUGACUACUGGUAAUUGGCUAAUUGCUCCAGAUAUUCUGAAGCCAAUUCUGUAUUGGAAAUAACUUUGAUUAAUGAGGAGAAAGCAGUUUGGCCGAUCAUGAUGCUUCUUCUAUUUCUCUGCACAUGCAUGAGGUGAUCUUCCUUCAACAGCUUCUCUCAGCUGACAGAAGUCUGAGAGCGUGCUACAAUGGCUAAGAUGGGAGCUGCUAUUAUGGUCUGCAUAGUGGUUUUGGCCCUGGAUGUCACUGCUGGCAUACUAGGAAUUGAGGCGCAGGCUGCUCAGAACAAG
Molecule: messenger RNA, 2379 nt
Organism: Panicum virgatum (switchgrass)
Lineage: Eukaryota; Viridiplantae; Streptophyta; Magnoliopsida; Poales; Poaceae
Product: pentatricopeptide repeat-containing protein At5g50390, chloroplastic-like
Exons: 3
Coding region: 58-2103 (681 amino acids)
Biological process (GO): RNA modification
Molecular function (GO): zinc ion binding; protein binding; RNA binding
Source: RefSeq, a predicted model, not a curated record